AUGCUUCCUCAAAAACGGCUGCUCACUAAAGAAGACGUUGAGAUUUGGGAGGGCUCCUCAGUGUGCGAAAACUUGGUGCUUUACAUUCGCGAACUAGCAACAUCUGUUGAAGGAUUUCAAAAUGACGAAGUCCAGCAACCAGUCGAUGCGUCUGUGGAAAACACCAUGCUGCUGCUCGAGCAGACCAACGGGAUUAUCGAUAAAUUUCCAGUAAUAGAAGAUGCAGAAACAUCCAGAUUCGGCAAAGUUGAGUUUCGAAGCUUUUACGAUGAGCUGAAAUCAACGUCGCAGAACAUGGUCUCUCAGCAUUUCACGACUCUAACAGAUCCACAAGCCGAAGAGCUUGCCGUGUAUCUCACAGAAUCUUGGGGUGAUCGUGAAAGAAUAGAUUAUGGAUCGGGACACGAAUUGAAUUUUGUCUGUUUUCUGUAUGGGCUGCGAGAGUUUGGUGUGUUCGACCAUUCCCACAGCAGAAACGUCGUCUUGAAAGUGUUCAUCAAAUACCUUUCACUCAUGCGGUUACUUGAAACCAAAUAUUGGCUUGAACCCGCUGGAUCCCAUGGGGUUUGGGGCCUAGAUGAUUACCACUUCCUUCCCUUCCUGUUCGGGGCUUUCCAGUUGUCAACCCACAAACAUCUCAAACCAAAGUCUAUUCACAACCCUGACAUGGUAGAAAUGUUUGCCGACAAAUAUCUGUAUUUCGGUUGCAUAUCCUUCAUCAACAAAGUGAAAACGACAGCCUCACUUAGGUGGCAUUCUCCUAUGCUCGACGAUAUCAGCGGCGUAAAAACUUGGUCAAAAGUCGCCGAGGGUAUGAUGAAAAUGUACAAGGCAGAAGUUUUGAGUAAGCUCCCGAUUAUGCAGCACUUUUUCUUCGGCACUAUUUUACCUUGCCCUGAUGGUAUAUCUCCACCAGGGUCGCACACCCCGUCGGAUCAUCACAAUUGCAAGGACCACUCGCUUCAAAAUACCUGGGGUGAUUGCUGUGGUAUUAGAGUACCGAGCGCUAUUGCUGCCUCCGGGAGUCAGAAAAAUGGUGCCAAAAGAUUACCAUUCGAUUAA
Molecule: messenger RNA, 1062 nt
Organism: Lachancea sp. 'fantastica'
Lineage: Eukaryota; Fungi; Ascomycota; Saccharomycetes; Saccharomycetales; Saccharomycetaceae
Source: the annotation of a GenBank genome assembly